Gloeophyllum trabeum ATCC 11539 is the source of this 1938-nucleotide messenger RNA. RefSeq lists its product as uncharacterized. Gene Ontology annotation, cellular component: peroxisomal membrane. The coding region runs from base 1 to 1938 and encodes 645 amino acids. The record is from RefSeq and is a predicted model, not a curated record. NCBI's taxonomy places the organism in Eukaryota, Fungi, Basidiomycota, Agaricomycetes, Gloeophyllales, Gloeophyllaceae. The transcript is spliced from 6 exons. Gene Ontology annotation, biological process: peroxisome organization.
AUGCCAGCAAAACCACCACAGGCAGACGAGGAUGCGCUACACGCGUCGACACAAGUCGUACCUCAUCUUCAGGAAUUUCUGAGCACAGUGCCCACACCGCUCACCAAUGUGCUCGUCGGCUUGUCACCAUACGUCAAGCGUAUUCGGCGGAUACUAGAGAUCGUUAGCUGGAGAAGUGGAUGGGAGGAGAGCUGGCUUGCGCUGGCUGCGUGGUGGGCGGUAUGUUUGACUGCUAGCAUGACUUUACGAUGUUGGAGGAUACAAUAUUUAAUGCCGAUUCUGAUCCUAAUCGCGGUGUACUACUACCGCCGCCUGCCGCCCUCCCAGCCGCCAAUGAUAACAGAGCACCAGCUCCGCGAAACCAUCGCCUCCCUCACCGUCAUCAACGACCUCCUCCACCCACCUUCCACCUCCACCUCCACCUCAUCACCAUCCCCUCUCCCAUCUCUUCGACCGCUCGCACGCACCCUACUGACCCUGUACCCCCUCUACCUCCUCACGACUUUCCUCAUCCCCCUCCGCGUCCUGCUCGGCAUCGCGGGGACCAUCCUCCUCACCUGGCGCGCCCACUGGGCCGAAACGCUCCGGCGCACCCUGUGGCGGAGCGCGCACGUCCGCUGGGCAUGCUACCGCGCCUACUCCCUCCUCUCCGGCGAACCCCUCCCUCCCCUCAUCCUCCCCCCCGCUUCUCUCAAAGUCUACAGCACGAACGAGCAGAAGGAGAAGAAAUCCGAGACCACCGCAUCACUACGUUUCCUCUUCACGCUGUACGAGAACCAGCGCUGGUGGAUCUCGCUCGACUGGACGUCCGCGCUGCUCCCCGCCGAGCGCCCCCCGUGGUCCUCCCCGCCGCCGCACUACCUUCCGCUCGCGCCGCCCAGCGCCUUCGCACUCCCGCCGGACACCGUCGUCUACCAGGACCUCGAGACGGGGAGAGAGAAGACGAGGCGGCGGGUGAAACGCACCGCGCGGUGGACCUGGGACGAGCCGGAGUGGAAAGUCGUCAUACGUACGGAGGGGAGCGGGGCGUCGUCGCGGCAGGAGAGGGACCUCCCCGCCGAGGGCUUGUCCUCGGCGAAUGCGAGUAGCGCGAGUAAGCUGUUGAAGGGCGUAGUGGGUGGACACAAGAGGGAGGGGAGCACGGGGAAGGAGAAGGCGGAAGCGGAGAUUGAGCUGGCGGAGCAGCAGAAGCGGGUGAAGAGCGAGCUCGCGCAGGGUCAAGCAGAGCCGCACGAGCAAGAGCGCGAUGACGAAGGAGAUGACGAACAGGUCACAGACCCCGACGGGUGGGUGUACGGGGAUAACAAAUGGGAGAACGCGAGUGCCAAAGGCGGCAUGGGAAAGCUGACAGGCCGCGGUAUACUACAGUACACCCGCUACCGCCGAUGGACGCGUAUAGCCCUCCUCACCGAGACAGUUGAGCCGGUAGAGUCUGACACGAGCGAACCCGAGGACACCGGGCGGAAGUCCCUCAGUCUUCCGGAGGAGCACGUCGAGGACGUGACGAGGGUGAAUGCCUCGCGUCGGGACACGGUGAACUUCCACGAGGAGAAGGAGGGGGAGGGGGAGGACCAUGGGAGCUUGCGCCAGCGGCUCAAGGCCGCGCGGCACGGAAUAUGUUCAUCGCGACGCCAGGGAUCUGUAGAGAACACGUCUGUGGCUGGGGGUCUUCUGGUUCUGACGUCAUCAGGAUGGCAUGCUGUCUCUUGGGACCCUCGCGGUGCGCCACCGCUGCAUCGCAAUACAAGAAAACGUCGUAAUGAUAAUCCGAGAACUGAGAACUAUACGUACUUGUACUCGCUCAGAUACAUGCACUUCUUGGGGUCGUGGAACUAUAACUGGCCAUCGCCGAGGCUGCAAGAAGCUUUUAGACCACCGGAGGGGAUGGACCGCCGAAUGCUAAGCAGGGUAGCUCGUGGCUUCUGGAAGGGUGUAUAA